UAUAGUACAUUUUCAUUUCCACGGCCAAAAAUAAAAGUACAUAUAAUUCAUGUAAUAUUUUCACUUUCUUGUCUGCAAAUCCUCCAAACGUAAAAAUUUUCCAAGAUUAUAAUCCAAUGAUCGCCAUAUGAAUUCUCCACGUCUUUCACAUUCUCUGCCAACUUCUUGUUGGUUCCUUUGAUCAGGGCAUUGAACCUCCCUUGAUGGGUGCUCCGAAGCAAAAGUGGACAGCAGAAGAAGAGGCAGCCCUCAAAGCUGGAGUGCUUAAGCAUGGGACUGGCAAAUGGCGAACAAUACUUAUGGAUCCUGAGUUUAGUGCAAUUUUGCGUCUACGGUCUAAUGUUGAUUUGAAGGAUAAAUGGAGAAAUAUAAAUGUGACUGCAAUAUGGGGCUCCAGGCAGAAGGCGAAACUUGCACUUAAAAAGACUCCACAGACCCCUAAACAUGAUGAUAAUCCCAAGGCUUUGAGCAUUGUAGUUCAGGGAAAUGAAGAAAUUGUUGAUGCUAAGCCUUUAGCAAUAUCUAGUGGAACACCAAAGAAUAUUGGUUCAAAAGAACUACUUGCAAGGAUAGAUAAUCUAAUAUUAGAAGCUAUUACCACAUUGAAGGAGCCAAGUGGUUCUGACAGGGCUUCGAUUGCUUCAUACAUUGAGGAAAAAUACCGGGCACCCUCAAAUCUCAGGAAGCUAUUGGCAGGAAAAUUAAAGCUUCUGACUGCAAAUGGAAAAUUGGUCAAGGUAAAGCAUAAGUACAGACUUGCACCUAGUUCAGCAGUUUCUGAUGGAAGAAGAAACUCUCAACACUUGGCAGUUUCUGAAGGAAGAAGAAAUUCUCCACACUUACUUGUAGAAGGAAAGCAGAAGGAUUCUUCGAAAACUGAGAUGAAUACCACCAAAAUCCUGACUAAAUCCCAGGUUGAUCAAGAGCUGUCAAAGAUUAAGGGCAUGACUGCCCUUGAGGCAGCUGCAGCUGCUGCAAAGGCAGUUGCAGAGGCAGAAGCUGCAAUUGCAGAAGCUGAGGAGGCAGCAAGGGAGGCUGAGGCAGCGGAAGCUGAAGCAGAAGCAGCACAAGUUUUUGCAAAAGCAGCAAUGAAGGCAUUCAAGUAUCGGACUCGCCAUCUAUUAAAUGCUGUUGUCAGCAAGUCUUCCUAAAGAUGUUUGAGUUCUUGAAAUGGACUUUGGGCGGGAAACAUGCAAUGGACUGAAGUGGUGCAGCUGUAUGAAAGUUCCAUCAUGUCCAUAACUGUAAAUGUGGUUAGUCUUGUAAAAUCUGGGAAUGCAAAUAUUGAACCAUGAAAUCAUGUUCCUUUUGGUUGGGAACAUAUAGGGUUUUUUUUAUUUUGAAACUUUAUAAUGAGGUAAAAGAGUAGAUACCGGUGAUAGAAUCAGAAAUAGCCGAAUAGGACGCUAGAUUGGCUUAAGUUAUAUCAAUUAUGUGCACCUUUUCGAUGGUUAGUCAAUCUAGUGGAAGAGUGUUUUUGAGUUUCUCUCUCUAUCUGUA
Jatropha curcas is the source of this 1500-nucleotide messenger RNA. It is a transcript of the gene TRB2, whose product is annotated as Homeodomain-like/winged-helix DNA-binding family protein. NCBI's taxonomy places the organism in Eukaryota, Viridiplantae, Streptophyta, Magnoliopsida, Malpighiales, Euphorbiaceae. The record is from RefSeq and is a predicted model, not a curated record. Gene Ontology annotation, biological process: nucleosome assembly. Gene Ontology annotation, cellular component: nucleosome. Gene Ontology annotation, molecular function: double-stranded telomeric DNA binding.